UCUAACAGAAAGAGGUAGAGGAGAGGAGAGCAAAAUAGUUGUUUUCUAUCUCCGUGUGGCUCACACUGAGAGUUGUCUCACCAAAAGAGCGGGAAUAUUUUAUUUAUUUUUCUUCUGUUCAUGUUAUCACCACUGAUCAUACAGAAUAAAAACCUUGUUAAACUGGGGUUUUCUUCAAUCUGAACUCAACUGUAAAACAGAUUUAAUCUCAGACUGAUUCUUCUUGUGGGACUAGUUUUAUUAGGAUCCUACUAGUUGUCAUAAUACCAGUCUGUCUCUGAGAUGGGGUCCAGAACUCUUCUACUUGUUCUGGGUCUUCAUUUCACUCUUCUGGGGAACCUAGAGGCCAUAGAUUGCGACCCGGGCUUCACAGCCAAAGGGAGACUGUGUGAUGAUAUAGAUGAGUGUAAAGAGUGGGACAGUACCCCACCCUGUGGAAGUAAUGCCACAUGUUACAACACACAUGGGAGCUUCUACUGUCAGUGUCUACCUGGGUUCAAAUCCACAACGACUGUCAACUUUACUGCUCUCACUGGGGAGUGUAACGAUCUCAAUGAGUGCCAGAAGACACCACAGGUUUGUGGCAGCAACGCUUCUUGCCUCAACACCAUCGGGAGCUACAACUGCCAGUGUCAACCUGGGUUCAGAUCCACAACGCCUGUCAACUAUACUGCUCUCACUGGGGAGUGUAAGGACAUGGAUGAGUGUAAGGACCAGACUGCUGAUUGCCCCAACAACUCAUCCUGUGUGAACACCCCAGGGUCCUACACCUGCAUCUGCCAGUCUGGGUACAAACUAACAGAGAGCAGGUGUGAGGACAUAGAUGAGUGUAAUGUAACUGCUGGUAUCUGUGGAGAGGGAGGGACCUGUCAGAACCAGGAAGGAAGCUACAGUUGCCUCUGUCUACCUGGAUACAGUAAUUAUGGCAACAAACAGGCGAGGUGCUCAGUACUGACAUGUGACCAGUUUAAAGGGGAUGAGACUCCUGGACAGAAUGUCCCAGGUUUAGCUGGUCUCCUGUCUCUGAUGAGGAACAGCUGUCUGGCGUUAAGUAACUCUGGGGAAGCAGCCAGAGGGAGAAUGACUGGAGAGAUGUUACUGGAGAAUGUCUUCACGCAGAUAGACAGUUUCCUGUCUCAAGGUAUCCUAAGCAACAGCCGUGAGGUGAGUAGGUUGCUCGGCGCUGUGGAGGACGCCAUGAAGCUCAUAGCGCCGCAGCUCAGAAAUAACCACACCACCAUGGAAACAGACCACACAGAGGCUGAGAUUGCAUUGAGGAGGGGACAGACUCCGCCAAUUGGGCCAAUCAGCCUGGCCAAUGACAACGCUCGACUGGACACCAGCUGGGAGACAGCCACCGGCAACGGGACGUACCCAGGUUUCGCUCUGGCUGGGUUGGUGUGUUACAAGACAGUGGAGAGAUAUGUCAACGACUCCUUCCAGUACCUCACAGACACAGACACAGACACAGACACAGACACAGACACAGCAACCGCCACAGCAUCAAAGCCUAACUACCAGAUCAGUUCCAAGGUGGUAACAGCUUUUGUCAGUAACCCAGCAACAGACCAACUCACCCAGCCUGUCAUCCUCACCUUCAAACAUCUACAGGUGAGGGCAGAGUCAUCAGAAAUGAACUAUACCUGUGUGUUCUGGCGUGUCCAUGAAGAGGGAGGGGCGUGGUCAAGUCAUGGCUGUACCAAAGUCACAUCUAACGCUACACACACCGUGUGUUCCUGUUCCCACCUUAGCAGCUUUGCUGUUCUCAUGGCCCUCUACCCUGUAAAGGAUACAUUUGAGCUGCGUCUGUUGACGUGGCUGGGUCUGUCGGUGUCUGUGGUGUGUCUGUUGCUGUGCAUCCUGACAUUCUGGCUGUGUCGGUCCAUCCAGGGGACACGCACCACCAUCCACCUCCACCUCUGUGUCUGCCUCUUCAUCGCUGACCUCGUCUUCCUCAGCGGUAUCUCUCACACACAGAGCAAGGGAGGAUGUGGGUUUGUAGCAGGUCUCCUCCACCUAUUCUUCCUAGGAUCCUUCAGUUGGAUGUUGUUAGAGGGGGUUCAGCUCUACCUCAUGGUGGUCCUGGUCUUCAACACUACCAUAAGACCUCUGUACCUGCAUGCUGUGGGAUAUGGACUGCCACUGACUAUAGUCAUCAUCUCUGCUAUCACCUACCCAGAUGGAUAUGGUACCACACAACACUGUUGGUUGUCUCUGGAGAGAGGAUUCAUCUGGAGUUUCUUCGGCCCAGUGUGCACCAUCAUCUUCCUCAACGCAUUCAUCUUCAUCAUCACUGUCUGGAGGCUGGCCCAGAAGUUCUCUAGUCUCAACCCUGACCUCUCCAACCUACACAAGAUCAAGGUGUUCACAGUGACAGCAGUGGCCCAGCUGUGUGUGUUGGGUACUAUGUGGAUAUUUGGAGUGUUCCAGUUCCAAGAGGAGGGGACAGUGGUCAUGACAUAUCUCUUCACUAUCCUCAACUCUCUACAGGGAGCACUGCUGUUCAUCAUGCACUGCCUACUGAACAAAACGGUUAGAGAGGAGUAUUGCAAGCUGCUGUCCUGUAUCUGCACACCACAGAAGAAGAGAGACUCAGAUUUCAGCACUAACAACCCUUCCUCCAGCCAAUCCCAGGGGUCAAGGCGUACCCAGGACACAGGGGAGUUGCAGACAUGAUGACAUCACCAAUCCCCCAUAAUGCACGUCUUUACUCCCCCUCCCUUUUCAGGCCUGGUCAGUAGAAAAUGUGCCCUACGAGCCCGGCUGGUUAGUAAAAAUGUGCCCUAUCUAUAACCUUAACGGGUUCUUCGGCUGUCCCGGUAGGAGAACUCUUUCAAUAACCCUUUUUGGUUCCAUGUAGAAACCUUUUUUGGAUUCCAUCUAGUUGCCUUUCCACAGAGGGUUCUUCCUUCAACCAAAAAAAGUUCUACCUGAAACCAAAAGGUGCUUCUAUGCGGACAGCAGAAAACCCCUUUAGGAACCCCAUUGUCUAAGCGUGUACUAGCCCAGCUGGUCAACAGAAAAACCCUUUAGGAACCCCCUUAUCUAAGCGUGUACUAGCCCAGCUGGUCAACAGAAAACCCCUUUAGGAACCCCCUUGUCUAAGCGUGUACUUAGCCCAGCUGGUCAGCAGAAAACCCCUUUAGGAACCCCCUUAUCUAAGCGUGUACUAGCCCAGCUGGUCAGCAGAAAACCCCUUUAGGAACCCCCUUGUCUAAACGUGUACUUAGCCCAGCUGGUCAGCAGAAAAACCCCUUUAGGAACCCCCUUGUCUAAACGUGUACUAGCCCAGCUGGUCAGCAGAAAAACCUCUUUAGGAACCCCCUUGUCUAAACGUGUACUUAGCCCAGCUGGUCAGCAGAAAACCCCUUUAGGAACCCCCUUGUCUAAACGUGUACUAGCCCAGCUGGUCAGCAGAAAAACCUCUUUAGGAACCCCUUGUCUAAGCGUGUACUAGCCCAGCUGGUCAGCAGAAAACCCCUUUAGGAACUCCUUGUCUAAGCGUGUACUUAGCCCAGCUGGUUAGCAGAAAACCCCUUUAGGAACCCCCUUGUCAAAGCGUGUACUAGCCCAGCUGGUCAGCAGAAAACCCCUUUAGGAAACCCCUUGUCUAAGCGUGUACUUAGCCCAGCUGGUCAGCAGAAAAACCCUUUAGGAACCCCCUUGUCUAAGCGUGUACUAGCCCAGCUGGUCAGCAGAAAAACCCUUUAGGAACCCCCUUGUCUAAGCGUGUACUAGCCCAGCUGGUCAGCAGAAAACCCCUUUAGGAACCCCCUUGUCUAAGCGUGUACUAGCCCAGCUGGUCAGCAGAAAAUGUGUCUUAAAUGUGUCUUAGCCCCAGUGAUCUGUGCUCGGACUCCUUCAAUUCCUCCUCUGAUUAGACACUUCAUAUCAAACGUGAUGUUAACCACUGUCUUAUCAAGCGUUACGUUAUCCAAUCAGAAGUUAAAUGAUCUUCAUGCCAUCCAAUAGGAAUCCAUAUAAUCUUUGCCAUCCAAUAGGACUCCAUAUUCUCUUUAUGUCAUCCAAUAGGAUAAGGGGGAGUAGGAAGUGGCAAUGAUGCAAUGAUGUCACAGUAGUUUCAUUUUCACCGACGUAACAUUUACAUUUCAGUCAUUAAGCAGAUGUUCAUAUGCAGAGCAUCUUACAGACAGAAAAGAAAGAAGGACCAUAUGGUGUUUAUGUCAUCCAAUCAGAAUAUAUAUGAUCUUAAUGUCAUCCAAUAGUAAUCCAUUUGAUCUUAUGUCAUCCAAUCAGAAGUUAUAUCCUCUUUAUGUCCUUUUUACAGCCACACAAGAUCAGUACUAUUUUAGUACUUUUAUAAACGCUUACAAACAUAUAUUUUUUUAUAGUUCAUAAAUUGUUUGUUAAAAUGCUUAUUCGUUAUAGUUAUUAUGAAGUGGUACCAUAGCAACCUCUAUCAGGGCCUUCAUGGACCCCAACAAUCUGAAGGGACACAGAGGAUGAGAGGAUGGAUGGAUGGUGGGUGGUCCAGAAGGGGAUGAGAGGAUGGCGCGUGGUCCAGAAGGGGAUGAGAGGAUGGCUGGUGGUCCGGAAGGGGAUGAGAGGAUGGAUGGUGGUCCAGAAGGGGAUGAGAGGAUGGCGGGUGGUCCAGAAGGGGAUGAAAGGAUGGCUGGUGGUCCGGAAGGGGAUGAGAGGAUGGAUGGAUGGUGGGUGGUCCAGAAGGGGAUGAGAGGAUGGAUGGUGGUCCAGAAGGGGAUGAGAGGAUGGCGGGUGGUCCAGAAGGGGAUGAGAGGAUGGCUGGUGGUCCGGAAGGGGAUGAGAGGAUGGAUGGAUGGAUGGUGGUCCAGAAGGGGAUGAGAGGAUGGCUGGUGGUCCGGAAGGGGAUGAGAGGAUGGCUGGUGGGUGGUCCAGAAGGGGAUGAGAGGAUGGCUGGUGGUCCGGAAGGGGAUGAGAGGAUGGCUGGUGGUCCAGAAGGGGAUGAGAGGAUGGCUGGUGGUCCGGAAGGGGAUGAGAGGAUGGCUGGUGGGUGGUGGGUGGUCCAGAAGGGGAUGAGAGGAUGGAUGGUGGGUGGUCCAAAAGGGGACUAGUUGAAUCAUUUAGAAUUUUUCAAAGACCUCAAAAAGCUUUUUCCUGCAAUCUAGAGCCAAAACCAUUAUGUUUAAUUCUAUGUCAAAUAUAUAUAUAUAUUUAUUUCUGCAUGUCUAAGUUUAUCUCUUGAGAUGUCUGUACCCUCCUGACUGGUGGUUACUUUUUUAAAGAAAUCUCUUUUUAAAAUCUGGCUAAAAUAUUUAAUGGAAUAUGAGCCUGAUUCAAUACAUUUAGUUAUUGCUUUCUUUUCCAAAGUCUGCCAACUUUGCCAGCAGGCAUGUCAGCUAAGAUAGUUACCAACCUGGAUAAGCCCCUGUGUCCCCUAUGGGCAUGAUGCCUCUGACCUCUAUGCAUAUAAUGAGAUAAUAUAAGAGUCUUUGAGUAGAACAUGGCUUCAUCAAUCACACUGCUUUUGUCCAAAAACAGUGUUUAUCGACAGGUUUUUCCCAGAAAUCCCAGUUGAAAGAUUCCCGGAAUCAGGAAGAAAUAAGCAGGAAUUCUCCAAUCGGGAUUUUGGGGAAAACCUGGUCAUUUGUUUGAAAGGUUAAAGACAAUGUGAUACCCUGUGGGCAUUUUCCUGGACACAUGAAGGUUAGUUUACUUCUGACCAACUGAACCCGGGUCCAGCGACUAUGAACCCAACACCUUAGUUGUUACGCCAAGAGAUCCCAACCUCCUGACGAGGUUGUUAGGUGUUGGGUGAAGGUCGCUAGGUGUUGGGUGAAGGUCGCUAGGUGUUGGGUGAAGGUCACUAGGUGUGGGGUGAAGGUCGCUAGGUGUGGGGUGUAGGUCGCUAGGUGUUGGGUGAAGGUCGCUAGGUGUUGGGUGUAGGUCGCUAGGUGUUGGGUGAAGGUCGCUAGGUGUUGGGUGAAGGUCGCUAGGUGUUGGGUGAAGGUCGCUAGGUGUUGGGUGAAGGUCGCUAGGUGUUGGGUGUAGGUCGCUAGGUGUUGGGUGAAGGUCGCUAGGUGUGGGGUGAAGGUCGCUAGGUGUGGGGUGUAGGUCGCUAGGUGUUGGGUGAAGGUCGCUAGGUGUUGGGUGAAGGUCGCUAGGUGUUGGGUGAAGGUCGCUAGGUGUUGGGUGAAGGUCGCUACAAAAGAUAAUAUUAUAAUAUCAUGAAUAAAGUGGUAGAGGUCCUUAGGUACAGAUCUAGGAUCAGAAUACAGUAAUGUACUGUACAGUUCUGCCAUGGUAGAGGUCCUUAGGCACAGAUCUAAGGUUCAUCAAAUUAUUAUUUUUUUUAAAUUUUAAAUUAGUGAUUUAUAUUUAUUUAUAGCCAUUGAUUCUUGAAGAUUAUGACUUAUAACUGCCUAAUAAGUUAAGUUGAACUGUUCAAGUUCAACAUCACAACCCGAAAUAUAAACUUGUGUUAAUCCAUUGUUUGUAAACAAUGUCACAUGGUUAAAAAAACAUCAUUUUGAGCUCACGGAUGUUCUUGCAUCCACAGCUCAGUCUAUUGUUUGAAAGUGGUCACAUCCUCAGCUGAUAACCAAAACAAGUGGUGGGUGGGUGGGGGGCCUUUAAGGUUCCACCCUACUACUUGGUCUAAGCGAAAUCAUCCAGAUACUCAGCUGUCUUCAAGAAAUUGUCAAAACAAUGUCUGCAAUCAAUAUUUAUUUUUAAUUCUAUUAUUUUGCACUUUCACUUCAACAAUCGGUUUGGUUUAGUUUAUUUUUUUAAUGAAUGUGUAUUAUAUGAAAAAUUAUUCAAAGCGACUGUGAAUUUCUUUAGAAUGUAUAAUUUUUAUGUUAUUCUAUGAGCAGAGUUCUGAAUGUAAGCACUUAUUGUUGUACUUGACUGCGGGAGUCUGUAUGGCUGGGGGGGGGGGGUCUGUGUGGGGUCUGUGUGGGUGGGGAUCUGUGUGGGUGUGUCAGUGGGUGGGUGCGCUUUUGGUAUAUCUGUAAUGUUAUCUACAAUUAAAUUCUUGUUACAAAGAA
Messenger RNA from Oncorhynchus nerka (sockeye salmon), 6986 nucleotides. RefSeq names its product adhesion G protein-coupled receptor E2-like. The record is from RefSeq and is a predicted model, not a curated record. Gene Ontology annotation, cellular component: plasma membrane. Gene Ontology annotation, biological process: adenylate cyclase-activating G protein-coupled receptor signaling pathway; cell surface receptor signaling pathway. The transcript is spliced from 18 exons. NCBI's taxonomy places the organism in Eukaryota, Metazoa, Chordata, Actinopteri, Salmoniformes, Salmonidae. Bases 283 to 2676 code for a protein of 797 amino acids. Gene Ontology annotation, molecular function: G protein-coupled receptor activity; calcium ion binding.